AUGGGGAUGCUCGCCGCCACCGCAGCCUCCGCUCUCCUCGCCUCGCCACAGGAGUCCCUCGUCCGCCGCCGCCGCCUCUCCGGCGCGUGGACGCUGCGCCUGAGGCCCGCUGCCUCCCUCGGCGUCGCGUCGCUCAGGGUACACAAUUUUGUCCCGAAGUGCUACAUUACAAACAUUGAGGCUGAUGUUAGUACUGUAAAUAAAGAAGAAACUUUCGAUGAUCACCCAUCAUUGCCAUCAGUAUGCUCCAUUCCCGUUGUUAAUCUUCGAGGAGAUGUUCUAGAUUCUAGUCCUUUUCCGCUGCAUGAUAGGGCUUCCUGUCCUUCUGAUUUUGAAGAGUUGCCGGUCUUGUCUGAAGGAGAGCAACAUACUUUGGCAUCCACUCCUGCUCAUCCUGCUGGGCUAUAUGCUCUAUAUGCUAGUUACUUAUUUGGUAACUUGGUGGAACAACUGUGGAAUUUUGCUUGGCCUGCUGCACUGGCAAUUCUUCAUUCAAACCUAUUGCCUGUGGCUAUUGUUGGUUUCUUCACAAAGCUUUCAGUGUUUGUUGGGGCUCCAAUAGUUGGCAAACUUAUGGAUCAUUUCCCUCGAAUACCCAUGUACACAGCAUUGAAUGCUGUGCAGGUAGCCACUCAGUUAAUAUCAGCUGCAACUGUCAUCUAUGCUCUAAGAAACCUGAGCCAUGGUUCUACAACAGCUGUGGUUCUGAGACCUUGGUUCAUUGCACUAGUGGCAGCUGGAGCUAUCGAAAGGCUUGCAGGAUUGGCGCUAGGAGUUUCCAUGGAGCGUGACUGGGUUGUGUUGUUAGCAGGAACAAACAGGCCUGUUGCAUUAGCUCAAGCUAAUGCUGUGCUCAAUCGACUUGAUCUAGUUUGUGAGACAGUUGGUGCUUCGGUUUUUGGCCUUCUUCUGUCCAGAUACCAUCCCGUGACCUGUUUGAAGAUUGCUUGUGGUCUAAUGAUAUGCAGUUUCCCUGUUCUGGUCAUGUUGGGUCAACUAAUCAAUAGAGUUUCAUGCCAUGCACUUGAUUCCUCUAGAACCGCCACUGAUGAAUCUAUUUGUACUGAUCUUUUAGAUGUACGCAGGAUAGUUCAAAAUAGCUUGAGUGCUAUCAAACACGGCUGGAAUGAGUAUAAGCAGCAAACAGUUCUACCUGCAAGUGCAGCUACCGUGUUCCUAAAUUUCAAUGUUGCACUUGCUCCAGGUGCCAUAAUGACUGCAUUAUUGAUGCAUCGUGGUAUCAGUCCAUCCAUUGUUGGUGCUUUCAGUGGAUUGUGCUCUAUCAUGGGCCUUGUUGCAACAUUCAUCUCCUCAAGCCUGGUGAAAAGAGUUGGAAUUCUAAAGGCGGGGGCUGCUGGAUUGAUAUUUCAAGCUUCACUCUUGUCAAUUGCACUCACGGUGUAUUGGGCUGGUUCAAUUUCACAAAGGACACCUCUACUUAUAUUCCUAGCAUCCAUUGCAUUGUCUCGGUUGGGGCACAUGUCUUAUGAUGUUGUGGGGACUCAAAUCGUCCAGACAGGUGUUCCUGCUUCAAAAGCAAAUCUAAUUGGAGGAAUGGAGGUUUCAAUUGCAAGCCUUGCAGAGUUAGUCAUGCUUGCUAUGGCUAUAAUUGCGAACGAUGUCUCCCAUUUUGGCUUCUUGGCAAUCCUGUCUGUGUCAUCAGUUGCUGGGGCAGCAUGGAUGUUCUGUCGGUGGUUAACAAAUCCAACAGAUGAGCAGAGGGAACUAUUCAUGUUUGAUCCCCUUUAUCAAGUUCAGGCAACGGGUGCUGUGGUGUAG
Messenger RNA from Miscanthus lutarioriparius, 1779 nucleotides. NCBI's taxonomy places the organism in Eukaryota, Viridiplantae, Streptophyta, Magnoliopsida, Poales, Poaceae. The record is from the annotation of a GenBank genome assembly.